GAGAGGAUGAGGAAUCUGUGGAGUGGGUUUGGUUGAAUGUAUUUGCUGUUUUUUGUGGAAACUGAGAGUUCGUGCAGUGAGAUGUCUGUGUUGUUUUUCUUCCAAGACUGAUGUGAUGUCACCAUCACCAUGUCAGGCACCACUACCGUUCUGCAGCAGUUUGUCAGUGGCCUGAAGAGUCGAAGUGAAGAAGUAAGAGCUAAAGCUGCCAAAGACCUGCAGCAUUAUGUCACCACUGAGCUACGGGAGGUAAGCCAGGAGGAAGCCACACAGUUCUACGAUGAGCUGAACCACUUCAUUUUUGAACUGGUUUCCAGUUCUGAUGUGAAUGAGAGGAAAGGGGGCAUCCUUGCUAUUGUAAGCCUUAUCGGAGUGGAGGGAGGCAAUGCCACUCGGAUCAGUCGAUUUGCAAACUACCUACGAAACCUCCUGCCAUCCAGUGACCCUGUUGUCAUGGAAAUGGCAUCAAAAGCUGUGGGUCGCCUUGCCAUGGCUGGAGGUACAUUCACUGCUGAGUACGUGGAGUUUGAAGUAAAACGGGCUCUAGAAUGGCUUGGACCAGAUAGAAAUGAAGGAAGACGUCAUGCAGCUGUUCUGGUUCUGCGAGAGUUGGCAGUCAGUGCACCUACGUACUUUUUCCAGCAAGUACAGCCAUUCUUUGAUAACAUUUUCUAUGCUGUGUGGGACCCAAAGCAGGCCAUUCGAGAAGGGGCUGUUUCUGCUCUGAGAGCUUGUCUAAUUCUCACCACCCAGAGGGAAACCAAGGAGAUGCAGAAACCUCAAUGGUACCGGCAAACCUUUGAGGAAGCAGAGAAAGGCUUUGAUGAAACUCUGGCCAAGGAGAAGGGCAUGAACCGUGAUGACAGAGUUCAUGGGGCACUUCUAAUCCUGAAUGAGUUGGUGAGGAUUAGCAGUUUGGAUGGGGAGCGCUGGAGAGAAGAAAUGGAAGAAAUAACUCAACAGCAGCUGGUGCAUGACAAGUACUGCAAAGAUAUGAUGGGCUUUGGGGUGAAACCACGUCACAUCACUCCAUUCACCAGUUUCCAGUCUUUACAACCACAACAGUCAAAUGCUUUACUAGGGCUUCUGGGAUACAACCCCCAGCAUAGCAUGUUGGGGCUUGCAAGUGCUCCAGUAACAGCUAAGUCUACAUUGGUGGAAAGCAGGUACUGCCGUGAUCUCAUGGAAGAAAAGUUUGAUCAGGUGUGCACAUGGGUGCUGAAGUACAGAACAAGUAAGAAUCCUUUGAUUCAAAUGACAAUCCUCAGUCUGUUACCACGUCUGUCUGCCUUUCCACCUAAUAUUUUCACAGACAAGUACCUCCCUGAAACUAUGAACUAUCUUUUGGGAUGUCUAAAGAAAGAGAAAGAACGUACUGCAGCUUUUCAGGCAUUGGGUCUUCUGUCAAUUGCAGUGAGAACUGAAAUUCAGAGCUACUUACCAAAAAUAUUGGAAAUCAUAAAGGCAGCAUUGCCUCCUAAGGAUUUUGUGCACAAGAGACCAAAGGCAGUGCAGGUGGAUGCUACAGUGUUUACCUGUAUCAGCAUGUUGGCUAGAGCUAUGGGGCCCAAUAUCCAGCAUGAGAUCAAAGAGCUGCUCGAACCCAUGAUGGCUGUAGGACUGAGCCCUGCACUGACAGCAGUACUGUAUGAUCUGAGCCGCCAGAUCCCAGCCUUGAAAAAAGAUAUCCAGGAUGGAUUACUGAAGAUGCUCUCUCUUGUCUUGAUGCACAAACCACUUCGACAUCCUGGGAUGCCCAAGGGCUUCUCUCACCAGCUGUCUUCCCCAAGUCUAACCAAUAUUCCAGAAGCUAGUGACAUAGGCAGCAUCACAUUAGCACUCCGAACCUUGGGAAGCUUUGAAUUUGAAGGUCAUUCCCUAACACAGUUUGUCCGACAUUGUGCUGAUCACUUUCUGAAUAGUGAACAUAAGGAGAUCAGAAUGGAGGCAGCCAGGACCUGUUCUCGCCUCCUGACCCCCUCAAUCCAUAUGAUCAGUGGGCAUGGUCAUGUCGUUAGUCAGACUGCUGUACAGGUGGUGGCAGAUGUGCUCAGCAAACUUCUUGUUGUUGGAAUAACAGACCCAGAUCCAGAUAUCCGUUAUUGUGUACUUGCUUCAUUGGAUGAACGCUUUGAUGCCCACUUAGCCCAAGCAGAAAACCUGCAGGCAUUGUUUGUGGCCUUGAAUGAUGAAGUAUUUGAAAUCAGAGAACUUGCAAUAUGCACUAUUGGCCGUUUGAGCAGUAUGAACCCUGCAUUUGUUAUGCCUUUUCUCCGCAAAAUGCUCAUCCAGAUUUUAACUGAGCUGGAGCACAGUGGUGUUGGACGAAAUAAGGAACAAGGGGCCCGGAUGCUGGGUCACCUUGUAUCCAAUGCACCAAGACUUAUUCGCCCAUAUAUGGAGCCAAUUCUAAAAGCUCUUAUUUUGAAACUGAAGGACCCUGACCCUAAUCCUGGAGUUGUCAUCAGUGUCUUGGCUACUAUUGGAGAGCUGGCACAGGUCAGUGGACUUGAGAUGAGGAAAUGGAUGGACGAACUGUUUCCUAUCAUCAUGGACAUGCUGCAGGACUCUUCCUUACUGGCUAAACGGCAGGUAGCCCUAUGGACACUUGGACAGCAGGUUGCAAGCACUGGCUAUGUGGUGGAGCCAUAUCGAAAAUAUCCCUCCUUGCUUGAAGUGCUGCUGAACUUCCUCAAAACAGAACAGAACCAGGGGAUCCGGAGAGAGGCUAUCCGUGUGUUGGGACUUCUGGGAGCUUUGGAUCCUUACAAGCACAAAGUAAAUAUUGGAAUGAUUGAUCAGUCUCGAGAUGCCUCUGCAGUUAGUCUCUCCGAGUCCAAAUCCAGCCAAGAUUCUGCUGAUUAUAGCACCAGUGAAAUGUUGGUGAACAUGGGAAACCUGCCUUUGGACGAGUUUUAUCCUGCAGUUGCUAUUGUAACACUGAUGCGCAUUCUGAGAGAUCCGUCACUUUCCAAUCAUCAUUCCAUGGUCGUGCAAGCUGUCACUUUCAUCUUCAAAUCUCUUGGUCUUAAAUGUGUCCAGUUUCUGCCUCAAGUCAUGCCAACCUUUCUUAAUGUGACCCGUGUUUGUGAUGCCAACAUUCGAGAGUUUUUAUUUCAGCAACUUGGAAUGUUAGUAUCAUUUGUAAAAAUCCACAUCAGACCGUACAUGGAUGAUAUCUUCAGUCUCAUCAGAGAUUAUUGGACUUCCAACAGCCCCAUGCAGAACACCAUAAUUAUGCUGAUUGAACAGAUUGUUAUGGCUCUGGGUGGUGAAUUUAAGCUUUACUUGCCCCAGCUUAUUCCUCACAUGCUUCGGGUAUUUAUGCACGAUAAUAGCCCAGGGAGAAGUGUCACUAUGAAGCUUUUGAGUGCUAUCCAGCUUUUUGGUGCCAACCUGGAUGAUUACUUGCACUUACUACUUCCACCUAUAGUGAAACUUUUUGAUGCACAAGAUGUACCUCUGCAGGCUCGCAAGGUUGCCUUAGAGACUCUGGAUCGUUUGACUGAAUCUUUAGAUUUCACUGAUUACGCUUCAAGGAUUAUCCAUCCAAUAGUGCGGACAUUGGAUGGAACAUCGGAACUUCGCCUUACUGCAAUGGACACACUUUCCUCUCUAAUCUUCCAGCUCGGAAAAAGGUACCAAAUAUUUAUUCCAAUGGUGAACAAAGUGGUACAACGGCACAAGAUCAGUCAUCAGCGUUAUGAAAACCUCAUCAGCAAAAUUGUGAAGGGUGGCACUUUGGCAGAGGAAGAGGAUGAUCCAUUAAUCUAUCAGCACCGAAUGCUCCGAAACAACCAAGGUGAAACACAAGCAAGUGGACCUGUUGAGACUGGGCCUAUGAAAAAACUUCAUGUUAGCACCUCUGCACUGCAGAAGGCUUGGGGAGCAGCUAGACGAGUUUCCAAGGAUGACUGGUUAGAAUGGCUCAGACGACUGAGCGUGGAAUUGCUAAAGGAAUCAUCAUCACCUUCCCUCCGCUCAUGCUGGUCCUUGGCUCAAACCUACAAUCCACUGGCUAGGGAUCUCUUCAAUGCAGCCUUCUUGUCAUGUUGGUCAGAACUAAAUGAAGAUCAGCAGGAUGAACUUAUUAGAAGUAUCGAGCUAGCACUUACUUCUCAAGACAUUGCUGAGGUCACCCAGACAUUACUGAACCUGGCAGAGUUCAUGGAGCACAGUGACAAGGGCCCCCUUCCACUUAGGGAUGAUAAUGGCAUUGUACUUCUAGGAGAAAGGGCAGCCAAGUGCCGUGCAUAUGCUAAAGCUUUGCAUUAUAAGGAACUAGAAUUUCAGAAAGGCCCCACACCCACUAUUUUGGAGUCUUUAAUCAGCAUCAACAACAAACUGCAACAACCAGAAGCGGCAUCAGGGGUGUUAGAUUAUGCCAUGAAACACUUUGGAGAACUGGAGAUCCAGGCCACCUGGUAUGAGAAGCUGCAUGAAUGGGAGGACGCCUUGGUGGCUUAUGACAAGAAAAUUGACUUAAAUAAAGAUGACCCUGAGCUCAUGCUGGGAAGAAUGCGCUGCUUGGAAGCCUUAGGAGAAUGGGGACAGCUACACCAGCAGUGCUGUGAAGAGUGGACACUGGUCAGUGAGGAAACUCAAGCUAAGAUGGCAAGGAUGGCUGCAGCUGCCGCCUGGGGUUUGGGUCACUGGGACAGCAUGGAAGAAUACACAUGUAUGAUUCCUAGGGAUACUCAUGAUGGGGCUUUCUAUCGAGCUGUAUUGGCAUUACAUCAGGAUCAUUUUUCAUUGGCACAGCAGUGCAUUGACAAAGCAAGAGACCUUCUGGAUGCUGAGCUAACUGCUAUGGCUGGAGAAAGUUACAGCCGAGCUUAUGGGGCUAUGGUGUCAUGCCAAAUGUUAUCAGAGCUAGAGGAAGUCAUCCAGUACAAACUGGUACCAGAACGUAGAGAAAUCAUCCGGCAGACUUGGUGGGAGCGACUUCAGGGCUGUCAGCGAAUUGUAGAAGACUGGCAACGCAUUUUGAUGGUACGCUCGCUCGUUAUUAAUCCUCAUGAAGAUAUGAGGACGUGGCUGAAAUAUGCCAGUCUAUGUGGCAAGAGUGGGCGCCUGGCAUUAGCACACAAGACAUUGGUGCUGCUGCUGGGAGUCGACCCUUCUAAGCAGUUGGAUCACCCUCUGCCAACAGUACAUCCCCAUGUAACGUAUGCAUACAUGAAGUACAUGUGGAAGAGCAGCCGUAAGGAUGCUUUUCAGCAUAUGCAGCUGUUUGUACAGAAUAUGCAGCAGCAGGCUCAGCAUGCAAUUGCAGCCGAGGACCAGCAGCACAAGCAGGAACUUCACAAACUUAUGGCAAGAUGUUUCUUGAAGCUAGGUGAAUGGCAGCUUAACCUUCAAGGCAUAAAUGAAAGUACGAUCCCCAAAGUUCUGCAGUACUACAGUCAUGCUACAGAGCAUGAUAGGAGCUGGUACAAGGCCUGGCAUGCUUGGGCUGUGAUGAACUUUGAAGCUGUGCUUCACUACAAACACCAGAACCAAGCCAGAGAAGAGAAGAAUAAACAGCGUCACGCCAGUGGUACCAGCAUCAGUGGUGAAGCCAGCAACAGUGAGAGCGAGGAGGCAGACAGCAGUGAAAUCAGCCCAGUCCCUUCUCCUAUGCAGAAGAAAGUCAGUGAGGAUUUAUCAAAAACUCUGCUAAUGUACACCGUUCCUGCUGUCCAGGGCUUUUUCCGCUCUAUUGCUUUAUCUCGUGGUAACAAUUUGCAAGAUACCCUUAGAGUUUUGACUCUCUGGUUUGACUAUGGCCAUUGGCCAGAGGUAAAUGAAGCUCUUGUCGAGGGGAUAAAAACCAUCCAGAUCGACACAUGGUUACAAGUCAUUCCUCAGCUGAUAGCUCGAAUUGAUACACCCCGUCCUUUUGUAGGUCGAUUAAUCCAUCAGUUGCUCACUGACAUUGGCAGAUACCAUCCUCAGGCCUUAAUUUAUCCGCUGACAGUCGCUUCAAAAUCUACUACCACAGCUCGCCACAGUGCUGCCAACAAGAUCCUAAAGAACAUGUGUGAACAUAGCAAUACAUUGGUGCAGCAGGCAGUAAUGGUGAGUGAAGAGCUAAUACGUGUAGCAAUCCUGUGGCAUGAAAUGUGGCAUGAAGGUCUUGAGGAAGCAUCUCGACUGUACUUCGGAGAGAGGAAUGUUAAAGGGAUGUUCGCUGUUUUAGAACCACUGCAUGCAAUGAUGGAAAGAGGACCCCAGACCCUAAAAGAAACUUCCUUUAAUCAGGCAUAUGGCCGAGAUUUAAUGGAAGCUCAAGAAUGGUGCAGGAAGUACAUGAGAUCUGCAAAUGUGAAAGACUUGACCCAAGCCUGGGACUUGUACUAUCAUGUGUUUCGACGAAUCUCUAAACAACUGCCACAACUUACCUCUCUAGAGCUGCAGUAUGUGUCACCUAAGCUUCUGAUGUGCCGAGAUCUAGAGUUGGCUGUUCCCGGAACAUAUGAUCCUAACCAACCAAUAAUACGUAUUCAGUCAAUUGCACCUUCCCUUCAGGUCAUCACAUCCAAGCAGAGACCAAGAAAGCUGACAAUAAUGGGUAGUAAUAACCAUGAAUUUAUGUUCCUUCUAAAGGGUCAUGAAGACCUACGGCAGGAUGAGAGAGUGAUGCAGCUAUUUGGAUUAGUUAAUACAUUACUUGCCAAUGAUCCAGCAUCUCUCCGUAAGAAUCUAAGCAUUCAAAGGUAUGCUGUCAUUCCUUUGUCCACAAACUCCGGAUUGAUUGGUUGGGUCCCACAUUGCGAUACACUGCAUGCACUGAUAAGAGACUACAGAGAGAAGAAAAAGAUCCUGCUGAACAUUGAACAUCGCAUCAUGCUAAGGAUGGCUCCUGAUUACGAUCACCUGACUCUUAUGCAGAAGGUUGAGGUUUUUGAGCAUGCUGUAAACAAUACUGCUGGUGAUGAUCUGGCUAAAUUACUCUGGUUAAAGAGCCCAAGCUCAGAGGUUUGGUUUGACAGGAGAACAAAUUACACUCGUUCAUUAGCUGUGAUGUCAAUGGUUGGCUAUAUUCUGGGUCUUGGAGACAGGCAUCCAUCCAAUCUCAUGCUGGAUAGACUGAGUGGAAAAAUCUUACAUAUUGACUUUGGUGAUUGUUUUGAGGUUGCUAUGACACGAGAAAAGUUUCCAGAGAAAAUUCCUUUCAGACUGACAAGGAUGUUAACAAAUGCUAUGGAGGUCACUGGCUUAGAUGGAAAUUAUCGAAUUACGUGCCACACAGUUAUGGAAGUGUUACGUGAGCACAGGGACAGUGUCAUGGCUGUGCUGGAGGCCUUUGUGUAUGACCCAUUGCUAAACUGGAGAUUAAUGGAUACAAACACAAAAGGCACUAAACGUUCAAGAACACGAACAGAUUCCUACAAUGCUGGCCAGUCAGUUGAAAUACUUGAUGGAGUUGACUUAGGAGAGGCAACACACAAGAAAGCGGGAACCACAGUGCCAGAGUCUAUUCAUUCCGUUAUUGGUGAUGGUGGUGUACAGCCAGAAGCUUUGAACAAGAAGGCUAUUCAGAUCAUAAACAGGGUCCGAGACAAGCUGACAGGUCGGGAUUUCUCUCAUGAUGAAACUCUAGAUGUUCCUGUCCAAGUGGAAUUACUGAUUAAACAGGCAACAUCCCAUGAAAAUCUGUGCCAAUGUUACAUUGGAUGGUGUCCAUUCUGGUGAAGUGCUACAGUCGUUCAGAUACUCACAUCAGAGGUUUAAAGCAUAAAGGUUAUCAUGCAGGACUACAGACAUGAAGACAUGGACUUCAUUUGGGUUGGCCAUAACUGUGCAAUCACAAGCAACACAUUUUCUUGUGCUGUCAGAUCACCCCUAAAAAUGGGAUAUCAGGCCUUGAUAAGCAUACCUGGUUAAAAUCCAAUAAAUGAAUUUUGCUUUUGUCUGUUUUGUUCUUUAAUAAUAUUUAUUAUAGUUUUCUUUGCCAUUGAUGUAAAUGGCAUUAUGAAGUAAAAUUUUGUAUGAUUUCUGUCACAUUUUUAAAAUAAUGAAUACUGACUUAAGAAAUCGUAACUGUAAAAAUUGUUUUGUAAUAAUACUUCAUAAAGUCCAAAUAAGUAUUAAAUGCUGCUACACAGAACUGCUGCUGCAAUGUAUUGUAGCAGAUACUAAACAAUAAACUACUGCUACUGUUA
This is a messenger RNA of Protopterus annectens (West African lungfish), 8147 nucleotides long. RefSeq names its product mechanistic target of rapamycin kinase (gene MTOR). The record is from RefSeq and is a predicted model, not a curated record. The transcript has 58 exons. Gene Ontology annotation, molecular function: protein binding; protein-containing complex binding; protein serine/threonine kinase activity. Bases 130 to 7677 code for a protein of 2515 amino acids. Gene Ontology annotation, biological process: protein phosphorylation; TOR signaling; negative regulation of macroautophagy. Gene Ontology annotation, cellular component: TORC2 complex; TORC1 complex; nucleus. NCBI's taxonomy places the organism in Eukaryota, Metazoa, Chordata, Ceratodontiformes, Protopteridae.